ACCAGUCCCUCGCGGCGUCAUGUGACUUGUCCAUGUGAACCUGAUGAAAACAUGGCGUCGAGGAUAAACAAGAUGUGUCCUGUGUGGAGUUUCAGCUCAGUGUCUGUGGUCGUGUACGUGUUGAGUUCACUGUGUGUCCGAGCGGAGAUAAAGUCCGCGGUGAUCGACGCGCAGAGCGGGGAUCUGUGUGUGCGGGACGGGUUUCACCAGGACUUCGUGGCCUGGGCCAACUUCACCGAUGACAUCCAAACAUCAGGCUGGUCUUUCUUGGAGGUCACUACCAGUAGUAAGUACAAUGACAGUAUCCAGGCUUAUGCUGCUGGAGCAGUGGAGGCUGCCGUCACAUCUCAGCUCAUCUACAAGCACUGGAUGAACACACUGAUGGGUUACUGUGGGCCCUUUUCAAGCCAGACCGGUUACUGUGAGCGCCUCAAGGCUUUCAUCACAACCAAUCUGCAGUGGGUUCAAGACCAAAUAGAGACGCAUCCAAAUUCACCAUACUGGUACCAGGUGCGUCUGGCCCUGCUGCAGCUGAAAGGUCUGGAGGAUAGCUACAACGACGAGCUGUCACUUCCACUGGGGCCGUUCUCCUUCAAUCCAUUUGGUUUCCUUCUCUUCCAGCUGGGUGGGGAUCUUGAGGAUUUGGAAUCAGCUCUGAACAAAUCAAGCCAAAUGCGACCUCUUGGAUCGGGUUCCUGCUCUGCUCUCAUUAAGCUGUUGCCAAACAAUAAGGAACUGCUGGUGUCACAUGACACCUGGAACACCUAUCAGUCCAUGCUCCGAAUUAUGAAGAAAUAUAUGUUUGCCUUCAAAGUCUCUCCUUUAGACAAUUAUUUUCUUCCUGGGGGAAUUCAGGCUUUCUCAUCUUACCCUGGUUCUAUCUUCUCUGGAGAUGACUUUUAUAUCCUCAGUAGCGGCUUGGUUACAUUGGAAACUACUAUCGGCAACAGCAACCCUGCCCUCUGGAAGUUUGUGCAGCCUACAGGAUCCGUCAUGGAAUGGCUGAGGAACAUUGUGGCCAAUCGACUGGCUGUUACUGGCAAGGAAUGGGCCGAGAUAUUCACCAAGUACAACAGUGGAACGUAUAACAAUCAGUGGAUGAUUGUAGACUAUAAGUACUUUACUCCAGGGAAGACUGAUAUCAAAGAGGACCUCUUUGUUGUGUUGGAGCAGAUACCGGGACUUGUUGUUUACGCUGAUAAAACUCAGGAACUGCUGAAGAAUGGAUAUUGGGCCAGUUACAACAUACCAUACUACGAGAGCAUAUUUAAUGCCAGCGGCUGCAAUGAGCUUGUGGAGAAGUUCGGCCCCUGGUUCUCUCUGGACCAGAAUCCUCGGGCUCAGAUAUUCAGGAGAAACCAGACAGAUGUUACGGAUGUGGACUCAAUGGUUCGCCUCAUGAGGUAUAACAACUUCAAGGAAGACCCGUUAUCUAAGUGUGAUGGCUGUGAUCCUCCUGCCAAUGGAGAGAAUGCGAUCUCAGCUCGUUCGGACCUGAACCCAGCUAAUGGAACUUAUCCCUUUGGUGCCCUAAAGCAAAGAUCACAUGGUGGAACAGACAUGAAGUUGACCUCCUACGAGAUGUUCCGAGACUAUGGCAUGGUGGCAGUGAACGGGCCAACCUGGGACCAGGUGCCACCCUUCCAGUGGAGCACUUCCCCUUACAAAGACUUGAUGCACAUGGGUCACCCUGAUACUUGGGCAUUCAAACCUAUAAAAGUUAGCUGGACUUCCUAACUGUUAUUGCACUAUGUGUACAAGUAGCAUGAACAAAACUGUCAGCUGUGCUGUUUUAAGAUUUGACAAAGGGAAAUGACACUUAAAUUUAGUUUGACAUGAGUUUUCUGUCUAAUUUCAGCAUUGAACUCUUUGCAACAGAGAACCAGAAUUCUCACAAUCUUACUAAAAUGGGAGCUUCCACGUGUUGAGAUCAGAUUUACAUUUUUUGUUGUUGAUUUCUUAUGUAAAAUGUGUGAAAACUGCCUAUCUGAUAGUUUAGUAAUUUAUGGAAACACAACUUACUUUGGAGAAUCAGUACUGAUAUUGAUGCAGAUGCAGACUUUCUUUCACUGUUACCGCAAUUGAGUUAGAUAAUUUUGAGUAAUUCUGUUGUUAUGCAUUGUUUUAAUGAUCUAUUUUGAAAAAAUAUUUUCUCAAUAAAGUGCCCUGAUCAUUGUCCUUUUUUUAAUAUACAUUUAUGUCCUUGCUUGGUCUGUGUAAUGCGUGUAAGUUUGAUUUUACACAUUCAGUAAUAGAACAUUUGAAAAGAAUGUGUAAGUCAUAUUUUUAAAUUGUUCACAACUUACCCACCUUCAUCUGCUUCCUAACAAAUAUGUAUUUGAUUCUCUAUAUACAGUGCAUGGUUCAUAAGUAGUUGAUGGACGUUUCAAUGUACCUUUUAUAGGGGGAUGUCGGAUAAUCUCGAGUUACCGUAGUGUAGUUUGUAGUGUAUUGGCAAAUAAAUACAGCAGCUUCUCCCGGCAA
Messenger RNA from Paralichthys olivaceus (Japanese flounder), 2484 nucleotides. It is a transcript of the gene plbd2, whose product is annotated as phospholipase B domain containing 2. Gene Ontology annotation, cellular component: extracellular region. Gene Ontology annotation, biological process: phospholipid catabolic process. The record is from RefSeq and is a predicted model, not a curated record. NCBI's taxonomy places the organism in Eukaryota, Metazoa, Chordata, Actinopteri, Pleuronectiformes, Paralichthyidae. Gene Ontology annotation, molecular function: glycerophospholipase activity.